Dufourea novaeangliae is the source of this 6446-nucleotide messenger RNA. It is a transcript of the gene Ziz, whose product is annotated as dedicator of cytokinesis protein 9. Bases 93 to 6446 code for a protein of 2117 amino acids. The transcript is spliced from 28 exons. Gene Ontology annotation, molecular function: guanyl-nucleotide exchange factor activity. Gene Ontology annotation, biological process: positive regulation of GTPase activity; small GTPase-mediated signal transduction. The record is from RefSeq and is a predicted model, not a curated record. NCBI's taxonomy places the organism in Eukaryota, Metazoa, Arthropoda, Insecta, Hymenoptera, Halictidae.
UGGUUACCACAGACGUGUGUAAUGAGUACGCGUGAUGUUUGUGAUCGUUCUUGUUGGUGUACGGUGAUGAGAUCAACGUGCCAUCGGCAAAGAUGAGCGAAAGAAAGUUUACUCGCGGCUUGGGCAAGCCGGGAAUGGCCGCUCAAUUACGGGAGACUGUCUCUCAGGUAGUACGCGAGAGCACCGUACAGAAUAAGCCUCAUCUAGUAGAACCCAUAGACUUUGAAAGUUUUGUAUUAAAAAAUAAAACUUUAUUACAAAAUGACCCCCAGAGAGAGCUUUUGCUUUAUCCUCAGGAUGAUGUAUCACAAGUGGUAUUGCCCAGGAGAUAUCGUACCCUUACACCCACAGUACCACAAGUUUCAGAUAAUGAAGAAGGAGGAGAGAACCUUCUUACAAAAGAAUGUUUGCGAAGUUAUACGUCUAAUUGGAACCUGAUACAUUAUAAAUAUUCAGCACACAGUGGAACUUAUCUUGAAUUGCCCAAAAUAGCAAAAGCUGAUGAUCUGAAAGAUGAAGUAUAUGAAAUUGAUACUGAAGUAGACCAAGUUGAUGAGGAAUUAACAAGGAGUAAUGGAAUAACAAAAGAGGGAUAUUUAAUGAAAGGACCAGAAAUCGGAAGCAGUGAUCGAAUGUUUGCACAUAUUGGCUCGAAAUCAUUUAAAAGACGAUUUUGUCACCUUAGACAAGAAGUUGAUGGCACAUAUAUUCUUGAAUUUUUUAAAGAUGAGAAGAAAGGAGAAGCAAAAUUGACAAUAGUAAUGGAUUUUUGUACCGAAGUUGCGAGGAAUCCAAAGCGUGGAAGGUAUUGUUUUGAGUUAAGAAUGAGCGGGACUCAUAAGUCGUAUACUUUAGCAGCAGAUAAUGAGACAGAUAUGCAGGAUUGGUUACUAAAGUUAAGCUCAGUAUUACAGCAUUAUAAACAACAAGAAGAGAAGCGUGCUGCUUCGUUGGAACGAGCAUGUAAUACACCUCCUCCAUCUCCUCAACCUAUGCAGGUUUAUGGAACAUUGAAAGGCUUAGAGCAGAGUAUGAAUCCACAAUUGAUCAAAUAUUCCAGAGAAACUGAUACGAGUAUAGCAUUGGCUCGACGUGAAAAUCGCAAACGACUGUUCAGUAUUUAUCCUCAUAUUCCGCACAGUAAACAACAGCCAGGAAGUUUGAGUGAAUAUAGUGUUGAUCCAUACAAAGAGCAGUUUGGGCACAGAAUUUUUGUGAAAUGUGAAAGUCUGAAAUUUAGAUUGCAAGCACCGAUAGAUGAAAAGGAGUCGUUGUGUCAGGUGGAGCCAUAUCAAACAACAUUAAGUCUUUAUGAUGCAAGAAAUGGUAGAAAACUUACAGAGAAUUUUCAUUUUGAUAUUAAUCAUGAGGUUGUCCAGGAAAUUGUAAAGGAAUUAAGUCCUGUAGGUAUUAUGACAGAAUCUACAGACAAUAUGAAAUUACCGGAUGAUUUAAAAAAUAUACCUUCGGAUUGGAUUAAAUAUCCAAAACAGGCCAUAUUUAGUAUUAGUAAUCCUCACCCUGAUAUAUUCUUGGUUGUAAGAAUAGAUAAAAUAUUACAAGGGAACAUAUGCCAAACUUCAGAACCAUAUGUAAGAGCUACAAAAGAUCCGCGAUUAGGUUUGAAAGUGCAUAAACAAGUCAAAGCAUGUUGCCAAAGACUGGGAAAUUAUAGAAUGCCUUUCGCUUGGGCUGCCAGACCCUUAUUUAGAUUAUAUAGUAACGAAUUAGAUACAUCGUCUGAUUUUCCAGCAAUAUAUAGACAAGAGGGAAAUAAGAUAAAGGAUGAUGAAUUGCUAAAACUUCUUUCGGAGUACAGAAAACCUGAAAAACUUAGUAAAUUAACUGUGAUACCAGGAUGGUUAAAAAUAAAAAUUGAGUCAAUUACAGAAUUACCCGACAACACAUUGUCUACGUCCUUCGCAGCUUUAAAGCCAUUCCCACUACCACCAACGUCAGAACCGACCCUUGAAGUGGCAGAGUUUGAAAGUGUUUCAGAAAAAGAUGUCCAUCCUUAUACGACAUACAUUAAUCACCUUUAUGUUUAUCCACAAACUUUGUGCUUUGAUGCACAGAAGAUAUUUACAAGAGCCAGAAAUAUUGCAUGCAUCGUUGAGUUACGAGAUGAUGAUAGCGAAAAUACUACAUCUUUAAGAUGUAUAUAUGGAAGACCCGGUGCUCCGCUUUUAUGUCUACGAGCGUGUUGCUCAGUUCUACAUCACAAUUCAGUUCCCUCGUGGUACGAAGAAAUUAAAAUACGACUGCCGACGAAACUUCAUUCUAAGCACCAUUUACUUUUCUCUUUUUACCAUAUAAGUUGUGAUAUGAAUAAGAAGAAGGAGAAUGGAGUUGAAAACUGUGUUGGAUAUGCCUGGUCGCCUUUAUUGUACAAAGGAAGACUGAAUGUGGAUAUGGAUGUGAAUGUUCAAGCAUUACCUGUAGCAACACAUUUACCACCAGGAUAUCUUUCGAUACAGCCACUUGGGCUUGGAAAAGGGAAUGCGGGACCGGAAAUUCUAUGGAUUGACUCUCAGCGGCCAGUAUUCACGGUGGCGUUUCAAUUAAUUUCAACUGUAUUUACGCGUGAUGUACAUUUGCAUAAUUUAUUUGCUCACAUGGAGCGAAUCCUGGACACAAAACUGGGAGCAGUACCAGCGGAUUCGGAAACGUGCAAGAUAUUAAAAGCUACUCAUGCCGUACAAUUGGUUACUGUUAUUACAUUUCUUCCUACUAUACUAAAUCAACUGUUUACGUUAUUAACGCAUACAGCGAACGAAGAAGUUGGAUUAUUUAUUAUAAGAGUGUUAAUACAUUUUAUACAUAUGGUACACGAAGCUGGUAGAAAAGAAAUUCUUCAAGCUUAUAUUAAGUUUGUUUUUGUAUCACCUACUCAAGGAAACGGCAGUGUCACAGUUCACGAACAGUUAGGAAAACAUCUUCCUACAUUAUUAGAGCCCAGUAACACUGACUUUCUAGUGGUAAAUAAAUUUAUGCAUCAUUCUAGUUUCUUUUUUGAAAUAAUGAUAAAAAGCAUGGCACAACAUCUACUUUCAACAGGAAGAAUAAAGAUGCAUAGGAAUGAAAGGUUUUCGAAAGAAUACCAUGAAAAAAUUAGAAGUUUAGUGGAGGUUAUUAUGCCAUAUCUUAUGAACAAGUAUAAGGAAAUGACUGUCGAAACUCACGAAUUAAACAAGAGUCUUGCACAAUUUCUAAAACGAUGUCUUACGUUCAUGGAUCGUGGAUUCGUUUUCCGUUUGAUCAAUUCGUACAUGGACAAUUUUUCACCUGGAGAUCCACGUGCACUGCACGACUUCAAAUUUACAUUCCUGCAAAUAAUUUGUUCGCACGAGCAUUACGUGUCCUUCAACUUACCAAUGAUAUGUUAUAUAAAGAUGUUCGUUACAGAUUUAAUUAACGAGUAUUGCUUGUCUGAAGAUUUCUGUAAACAUCACUUUUUGGUUGGACUCUUAAUGCAAGAGGUUAAAACAUCUCUAAACGAAAUUAUACAAACUCGAAAAGUGGCAAUAGCUACGUUAAGAGAUUUAAUGGCGAAGCAUGAACUUGAUGAUAGGUAUCAGAACAAGGGUCAAUUAAGUAGAAUAGCAUCCAUUUAUAUACCAUGGCUGGGUAUUGUAUUGGAAAAUUUGCAACGACUACAAUCUGUAUAUGAUAGUACUAAACCAGAAACUAAGCAAAAUGGUACCAACAGAAUGUCAACCAGUAGUUCUUUUUUAGCAAGCAAAGACACUAAUAGUACCACAACAGCUACUGGAACACCAAAGUCAAUACACAGGCUCACCUUACAUUUGGAUACGCAUUCUCCAAUAAGAGCGUCCAUGCAUUUACGAGAUUCCACGUAUUUUGCUGCCAUAGCAGGGCAAGGAUUAGUUAACGGAUACUCAUGCACUAGUAUAGAAUCAGACACAUCAACUAUGUCUGGCGCCUCGCAGUCAAAUAUAUCUCAGGAAACUACAAUAGUAAUUCGUGAACCUGUCGAAAAUGGCACCAGCGAGAAAAAGAGACAUUCACGUUCUUUGAGUGUUACACAGUCAUCACCCAGAUGCGAUAAAUUACAGUCAGCGGAAGUGAAAGACAUUCUGCUUUGUUUUUUGUUCGUUAUAAAAUACUUGGGUGAUCAUCAAGUAAUUGCUUGGUGGCAGCAGUGCAGCGAUUGUGAAAUUUUGAACUUUUUUUCAGUUGUAGAGAUGAGUCUUCAUCAUUUUAAAUAUGUUGGAAAAAGACAAAUUGCUACAAAUGCAGCAAACAGUUCUGGAAAACCUCGAACAGUAAAAGCAAUGACAUUGCCAGCCAGAAUGGCGCCUCCUGAUUUUACCAGCGAAGGACCUGCUACUAGCACUUUACAACCUCAUAACACUACAGCCAGGGAAAAUCUUGUUGAAAGUGAUAGUGGAAAAAUGCAUCAGGCAUUGUUAGAAGCAAAUAUGGCGACAGAAGUUGGUCUUAUUGCAUUAGACUGUUUAGGACUCUUCUGCCUUCACUUUAAGGAUGUACUUUUAGCAGCAGAUGGUGAUAAUCCUAUUAUGCAAAAAGUUUUCAGCAUAUAUUUGUCAUUCUUGCAAGUUGGUCAAUCUGAAACAUUACUACGUCAUGUUUUCGCCAGUUUUAGGGCAUUUUUAAAUAAUUACUCCAUAAUACUUUUUCAGGGAAAUGCAGUUCUGUGUGGACGCUUGUGUUACGAGUUAUUACGUUGUUGUAAUAGUAAAUUAAGUUCUAUUAGGCAAGAGUCCUGUGCUUUGCUUUACCUUCUUAUGAGGAGUAAUUUCGAGUUCACUAGCAGAAAAGGUUUAACUAGAGUUCACUUACAAGUGAUCAUUUCUGUUUCACAAAUGCUUGGAAACGUUAUUGGAUUGAAUAAUUCAAGGUUUCAAGAAUCGCUGUCAUUGAUAAAUAGUUAUGCUUCAUCUGACAAAGUAAUGAAAGGUACAGGUUUUCCAGUGGAAGUGAAAGAUCUCAAUAAAAGGAUUAGAACUGUUUUAAUGGCAACAGCACAAAUGAGAGAACAUAAUAAUGAUCCUGAAAUGUUGGUCGAUUUACAACACAGUUUAGCCAACUCUUAUGCUAGUACACCCGAAUUAAGGCACACAUGGUUAGAAACUAUGGCUAGAAAUCAUGCAAGAGAUGGAAAUUUUUCGGAAGCUGCUUGCUGUCAAUUACAUAUCGCUGCAUUAAUGGCUGAAUAUUUAAAAUUGAAAAAAGUUCACACAUGGGGAGCGGAAGCCUUUGAUAAAAUCUCUGAGAACAUUUUUAGAGACGAAUGCAGUCUUAAACUCGAUGCUGGUGUGCAAGAUAUUCAUUAUAACGAGUAUCUACUUCUUGAACAAUUGGAAGCUUGUGCUGAGAUGCUGGAGAAAGCAGAACGAUUUGAAGUUCUUGGACAUCUGUAUCGUUUAAUAGUUCCUAUCUACGAAGAAAAACGGAAUUACGAAGCAUUAGCAAAUUGUUAUUCACAUUUAGCGCAAGCUUGUAAUAAAAUUGUUGAAGUCACUAAAUCUGGAAAGAGGCUCCUUGGAAGGUUUUAUAGAGUUGCAUUUUUUGGUUCGGCAUACUUUGAGGAUGAAAACGGACAAGAAUACAUUUAUAAAGAACCAAAAGUUACGUCUUUAUCAGAGAUUUCGGAACGACUACAUCAUUUGUAUUCUGAUAAAUUUGGAGCAGAAAAUGUUAAAAUGAUUAUGGACUCUGUACCCAUUGAUAUAACUGAAUUGGAUCCGAAAAUUGCAUACAUUCAAGUAACGCACGUUACACCUUAUUUUGAAAAAUACGAAUUGGAUGCUCGGCAAACAGAAUUUGAACAGAAUCACAAUGUGUCGUGUUUCAUGUUUGAAACUCCGUUUACUAAAGAGGGGAAAGCAAGGGGUAAUCCAGAAGAUCAGUGGAAGCGGAGAACAAUUUUGACAACGCAAUAUUCUUUUCCGUAUAUUAAAAAACGGAUCCUGGUUACUGAAAAACGAGUAAUGGAACUUAGCCCGAUUGAAGUCGCUUUGGAUGAAAUGCGACAACGCGUUCAAGAAUUGGAAGACGUGGCUCUUGUAGGUCCAACGGAUGUGAAAAAAUUACAGUUAAGACUACAAGGGAGCAUAUGUGUCACAGUAAAUGCUGGACCACUCGCGUACGCUUCUGCAUUUUUAGAUCCUGCAUUAUCCCCACAUUACCCGGAUGAUAAAGUUGAAGAAUUAAAAGAUGUUUUUAGGGAAUUUGUUAAGAUAUGUUACACAGCUCUGCAAAUAAACAGUAAAUUAAUCACAUCUGACCAACACGAGUAUCAGGAAGUUUUACGCGAGAAUUAUCAGAAACUUUGUCAAAGUUUAUCAUCGUUGCUGGGAGAACCUAUUUGGCCAGAUGAGCAAGUUGGUAACUUUAAACGUAAUAGUGCUGCUUUGUUUAGUGCUAUCAGUGGUGCUAAUAAUCAUACAAGUACAGCCUAA